Messenger RNA from Paramormyrops kingsleyae, 2422 nucleotides. Its product is annotated as epidermal growth factor-like protein 6. NCBI's taxonomy places the organism in Eukaryota, Metazoa, Chordata, Actinopteri, Osteoglossiformes, Mormyridae. Gene Ontology annotation, molecular function: calcium ion binding. The record is from RefSeq and is a predicted model, not a curated record. Gene Ontology annotation, cellular component: membrane.
CUAACUUACAAGCGAGGGAAGCAGACAGACAGAUACCAGGGAAGUGAGUCCCCACUACAACACCCCACUGAGACUCAGAGGAAGAUCUCCUUCACCUGAAAAACCCAAGGCAUGCUGGUCCUGGCCUGGCUCGGUGCCCUGGCUCUUCUGGUGAAGCCGUCCACUGGAACUGCAGACCUCUACAGGCAGGCUUCCCCGGACUUGCAGACGGGGCUCUGUCACUAUGGACACAAGAUGGACUGUUGCUAUGGGUGGGAAAGGAACAGCAAAGGCCAAUGCACAGCUCGGUGUGAACGCGGCUGUGAACACGGGGAGUGCGUUGGACCCAAUAAAUGCAGGUGUCUCCCAGGGUACACUGGGAAAUCUUGCAGUCAAGAUGCCAACGAGUGUGGCCUGAAGCCCCGGCCCUGUCCCCAUCGCUGCAUGAACACACCGGGUAGCUACGUGUGCUACUGCCCUGAGGGACAAGCACGCAUGGCCGACGGAUCCUGCUUCGACUCCAGGACAUGUGCCCUGGCCCACUGCCAGUACGGCUGCGAGGAGGUACAUGGGGAGCCCAGGUGCCACUGCCCCUCCACUGGGCUCCAGCUGAGCCCAGAUGGGAAGACCUGUGUGGACAUUGACGAGUGCACUUCCAGAAAGAUCCUCUGUCCCCACAACAGAAGAUGUGUCAAUACCUUCGGUAGCUACUACUGCAAAUGCAAGAACGGUUAUGACCUGAAGUAUGUAAAGGGAAAGUACGACUGUGUAGAUGCUGACGAGUGUGCAGAUGGCACCCACAAGUGCAGCCAGAACUCAGUCUGCCUCAACACCCAGGGCUCAUACAAAUGCAGAUGCAAGCAUGGAUUCCGGGGAAAUGGAAUCAGCUGCACCGCCAUCCGAGAUCCAACCAUUAAAUUUCCAAGGAUCUUGGGAGGCAGCAAGUUAGUGAAGAAUGCGAUCCUCAAGCCCAGUGUGACCAUGCCUGGUGUGGUGCGACAGCCAGAGGUCGAACAGGAGAGUGGGAAUCCAACAGAGCCCCAGGAGCUGGACGACAUUCACCAUGAGAAAGGAGAAAAGAAAAAGGAUGAGGAAGACAGGCAGCAGAAGCAGAUGGAGGGAGAGCAGCUGCGACCCAGAGGAGACGUUUUCUUCUCAGAGGAGUUGCAGUCUGUAUUUGGUCCAGCGAUGGCAAUGAGAGAGAUGCCCAUUACUCCUGGGCAGGAGGAGUUUAUCAUGGACUGCAGUUUUGACCAUGGAGCAUGUGAAUGGCUGCAGGACCAGGAGGAUGACUUUGACUGGAGUGUCAUCUACCACAGUGAUGGACAGCAGUAUUACAUGGCAGUGAAUGGCCUUCUUGAGGAAAGGAAGCACCUGGCCAGGCUGAAGUUGCUUCUCACUGAUCGUAUGCAGCAAGCUGGAUUCUGCCUCACAUUCAGCUUCCGGGUGAUGGGCGAUCAGGCGGGUGUACUGCGGGUACUGCUUCACAACAACACUUACCCUGUAUGGGAGCAACAAGCCAGCCGCAACCAGACCUGGCAGAUGGAGCUCCUGACUGUGGCCUGGGAGGAGAAUCCCCCACGAUGGAUCAUCUUUGAGGCAGAGCGUGGAGUUGGGGGAGAGAUCGGGUUGGACAAUGUUGUGAUAACCUCUGGGGCCUGCCAGGCAGUUGACCCUGAUGAUUUGUAAACUGCCAUGCACCUCAUCCAUCCCUAAGAUGCAGAUUUCCUAUCUGAAGUAACUGUGAGACUGAGAGACAAUUGUACUUACAAUUAACAAGAGUACAAAGACAUUUAAUGGCACUUCGUAAUGGCCCAAGGGCCUGCUGGUCUUUGAUGGACUUAAUUUCAAAUCCUCAGGUUUUCCUUAUGGUUUUAUAAGAUAAGCAGGAACCAGCAUGCACAGUAUGGAUGUGUGCAGGUCAUAAGGCAGUACAUCGCUCUUUCACAGACAAGAUGUUAUGUUUUACAAGUUUGUUGUUUCAAGCAUUUUACUGUCUCAAGUGAGUUUCCUUGCAAGUUUACUCAAUGGACAUCGUAACAAUAUCUCUAUUUAAGUCGCAUUAAUGGUGAACCAGAAUAAGCUGCAGGUAUAUUAUUAAAGUCCAUCCCUCUUCAGGAUGCUUCUCCUGGGUCAAGGUUUCAUUUAAAGCUAACAAGUGCCUGUUACAGAUCAUUACCCAGGUUUCUGACAGAUAAUGAUAAAAUAAAAGGUGUCUCUUAUUUAAAAAAAUAUGCAAUACAACAGUCACUUACUAUAACAUAACAUGGUUUACAUUAACAGAAUACAAAGAAAAAAACAAUAUUACAACCAUUGAAGAGUUUAACAUAAUUAUAAUGAUCUAUUUGCUUGGUUUGACUGAUUAUACUAGCAUUUCACUUUUGCAUAGCCUAUCUAUUCCUCUUUUUCUACCGAAUUCUAAUAAAAUGUUUGUUUAAAAAAA